ACCAUCCUUUCGUCCUCGCCGAGUGAAAGUAAAGCAGAGCAGCACACCAGGGAGGAGGAAGGCCUUUUUAUAGGUGCGCUAACAGUAGUGGAAGAAGAGGAGCUCUGUUUGGCUCGCUGAUGGCCGAGCAGCUGAUGCAACGGGGCAGCAUCGGAGCCUCGGGCUUCGUCGAAUAGAAAUUAAAAGGAGGGACAGGGGGGCCGGGGGGGUGGAGAAGAGAAGGAGGAGGAGGGCAAAGACGAGUGUGGGGCUUGAGCCAGCCAGCGUCGGUAUGCGAGGCUCCAUAGCCAGCAUGCCUGUGCAGAAGAGCAUCACUUGUGCGUGGCAGGGUCCCGUGAGGAGGACCACGCGAGAAGCGGUGAGCAGCACAAAUGUGGACGAGAGGCUUAAAGCUGCUCGGGAAAGGAGAGAGGAACAACAGAGGUUACUCGCCUCACGGGUGCACAGCAGGUAUGAGCGGGAGCAGCAAGCCAAGCUCCACUACGAGCAGCAGCUACAGCAGCGCCAGAAGAAGCUUCGGGAGCAAAAACUCAAGGAGGACAGGAGACGUGCUGCCGUGGAGGAGAAGCGACAGCAGCGUCUCAAGGAGGAAAAAGAGCGAAAUGAAUCUGCCGUGCGCCGGACCUUGGAAAAGAGCCAAAGAGCCCAACAAAACUUCAGCCAAAACGUGAGCGGCAGGAAGCCCGCUAAAAACGCUCCAGGUCACAUAGUGCUCAGCACAUGGGAGAAGAACCUGGUGAGUCGCCUGCUAACUCCCACAAGCUCUUAUCUGGCACGGAGCAAGAGUGCUGUUGGUCAGUCGGGAGAAGAAGUUGUUCAUAUUUGUCGCCAUGCAGUUUCGUUUUACUCCACGACCAGUAGCAGCCCAAGCGGCACCCAGCAGAAGCUCCAGGAUCACAGACCCCAGAUCCAGAGGUCCCAAAACCAGAGAGCCCAAGACCGGAAACCCCAGAUUCAGAAAUCCCCAAAUCAAAGGCCCCAGAUUCAGAAACCCCAGAACCAGAGACCACAGGACCAAAAACUGCAGAAACCCCAGAAACCCCAAAUCCAGACAUUACAGAAGCAGAAACCCCAGAUCCAGAGAACUCAGAACCUGAGACCCCAGAGCCAGAGGCCACCGCCGCCACAUCUGAGUCCCAGCCACAGCCAGAGAAGAAGCACCAGCGGUGUACAGCCCAAAGCAAGCACACUACAAACCGCUAACAAGAAGACUCCAAACAUCGGUCCACCUACUCGUUCGCCUACAAACCGUAACGCGGCAACUAAAACGAGCAGAACGGCGUCAUCGCCCUCUCCGGAACGGGCUCACAAGAGAUCAGGCCGGCGGCACUCCAUCCCUCUUCAACUGGACCUCGAGUCGGUUCCUGAGGAAGACGUUUCAAUUUGCAACUCUGCCCUGUCACCUGGCAACUCCAGGCCCGCCAGGGCCUCAACCGAAGACAACGUGGAAUAUUCGUCUGAGACUCAGAGCCGCCAGCCGGCUGAGAGCAGAACUGCCGGAGAUGGCAGUCCCUCCACAAUGCCUUCCGCUCCACCCAAAGCCCCGCUGAGGCCCUUGGAUGGUCCGAUCAACCCAGAAGAGACCUCUGGAGCGGCUAUGCUGCUCGGGGAGCUAGAGGAGCAGGAGCACUUGGCAGCUGCUGAAGCUGAAAGGCGCAGUUGGGAGGAGCUGCAGCGCCGCAGAGUCGAGGAGCGAGCCCGGCAGCGGGCUGAGACCGAGCGUCUGAUUGCGGAAAAGCAAAGACGUGACGAAGAGGAGCAUAGGCGGGCCGAGGAGGAGAGAGCUCAAGCCAUGCGUGAAGCGGCUCUUCUGCACAAGCAGAGGGAGGAGGAACAAGCCAGAGAGCGGGAGAAAGCGGCCCAGGUGCAGAAGGAGCGCGAGCUGCUCGGGCAGAAAGAGGAAGCCGAACGGCAAGUUCGAAAGAAGCGACUGGAGGAGAUCAUGCGGAGAACCAGAAGAACAGUUUCUCCUGACGCGAAAUCAGUGACGGUGAGCAUCUUACCGAAGGAGAACAAUGAGCCUCCUGUGCAGGAUGCCGUCCAGCCGCCGGCGGGUUCCAGGCCAUCGCAGGCGGUAAUGGAUGACAAGGAAGCCAAUGAUGACAUGGUGCCUGUGGUGGCCUUCAAAGAGCGCAGGUCUCUCCGGACUCUCACCGGUCUGGAAGACAUCCAGACACACCAACGAGCAGAAGUCAUUUGAGCUACGCCAUCUCAGACAAGCACGAAAGUCGCCGCCAUACUUGGAGGACUGUGAUAACCACUAUCUUCUUCUUCUAUGUAAGAUUUCAAGGAAAUGUCCUAAAAGGAUCAAUUCAGCACGGCAGGAAUAUCAAUUCAUUGUGGCUUUUGCCCCCCCGACUUCACAUCACAAUCGUGGACGCUGUCGUCCUUUGUGUAUUUACAAUCACACCACACUUUUGGUUUAUAAGAUGCUACAGAAGCCUAAAGUAGUUCCCAAAGACUUUGCUUUUUUUAAGUGUAGAAUAAUGUAUUUUUGCACAAAUAGCUGUGGCUUUGCGUAAUAAUAAUCAUAAUAUAUGCAAUCUUUAUCGAGGUGAUAGAUGAUAUUUUAUUCUUGUUACAUGAACGCGUACAAAACAAAUCAACAUUAAAUGAUAUUAAGUUUGUGUUAAUUGUUAGUAAAGUUUUAACUAAAAUGCACAAGUUAUGCUAUUUGUUUAAGGCUGACUGUGUCUUUGUUGGCUGUAAAUAUUGUUACAUUUACGAAAUGAGAUGCCUGCCUAUAUUGUAUACCAUAUGAAUAUUGAAACUGCUUUGCCAUCCUUCAACUUUCAAACCAAUUAAAAAAUGGAAACUG
This is a messenger RNA of Hippocampus zosterae (dwarf seahorse), 2818 nucleotides long. Its product is annotated as ensconsin-like. The record is from RefSeq and is a predicted model, not a curated record. Gene Ontology annotation, biological process: microtubule cytoskeleton organization. The transcript is spliced from 14 exons. Lineage: Eukaryota; Metazoa; Chordata; Actinopteri; Syngnathiformes; Syngnathidae. Gene Ontology annotation, cellular component: microtubule cytoskeleton. The coding region runs from base 272 to 2200 and encodes 642 amino acids.